AUGGCUUCAACCACUCCCGUCAAACCAGGCCUGAAGACGGUUUUGGUCACAGGCUGCAGCUCCGAUGGCAUAGGCUACGCCCUGGCAGAGGCCUUUGCCGACUCGGGAUACCAUGUGUUUGCCACGGCUCGCGACUUGUCCAAGGCCAAGGACCUGGAAAAACACCCGUCGGGCAACAUUCAACUCAUGCAGCUGGACGUCACCUCGCCCGAGUCAAUCAAAGCCUGCGUCGGCGCCGUGGGCCUCGCAACGGAGGACCGGGGACUCGACGUGUUGGUCAACAAUGCGGGCGCGGUCCAGACGAUGCCGCUGCUGGACGUGGACUUGGCCAAGGCCCGCCAGCUAUACGACGUCAACGUCUGGGGUUUGUUGGCGGUCGCGCAGGGCUUUGCCGACUUGCUUAUCAAGGCGGGCGGGGUGCUGCUGAACGUUGCGUCCAUUGCUGCUUGUGUCACUCAGUCUUGGCAAGGCAUCUACAACAGCUCCAAAGCAGCCGUCACCAUGCUGUCGGAGACGCUGCGCCUCGAGAUGGCACCCUUGGGCGUGCGUGUCAUAACGGCCAUGGUGGGCGUGGUCGGGACAAAGAUUUUCGUCAACAGCGGCGAGUUCGUCCUCCCGCCCGGGUCGCGAUACAAGUCGGUCGAGAAGGAGAUAGGGAAGCAGUCGCGUGGGGAGGAGCUCUUUGGCCACAUGGACACCAAGACGGUUGCGAAAAGGCUGCUCGGCGACGUUACUGCUGGGAGGAGCGGAAUGGUGUGGCGUGGCGGCUUGGCCACUACGACGGGGUACUUGUCGUGGUUGCUGCCUACUUGGCUACUGGACUGGGCUGGGAACUCAAUGACUGGAGUUUACAAGGUGAAGGCAUAG
Pyricularia pennisetigena is the source of this 867-nucleotide messenger RNA. RefSeq lists its product as uncharacterized. Gene Ontology annotation, cellular component: endoplasmic reticulum; lipid droplet. The transcript is spliced from 2 exons. The coding region runs from base 1 to 867 and encodes 288 amino acids. The record is from RefSeq and is a predicted model, not a curated record. Gene Ontology annotation, biological process: triglyceride catabolic process; phosphatidic acid biosynthetic process. Gene Ontology annotation, molecular function: acylglycerone-phosphate reductase (NADP+) activity; triacylglycerol lipase activity. NCBI's taxonomy places the organism in Eukaryota, Fungi, Ascomycota, Sordariomycetes, Magnaporthales, Pyriculariaceae.